Microsporum canis CBS 113480 is the source of this 615-nucleotide messenger RNA. RefSeq lists its product as uncharacterized. NCBI's taxonomy places the organism in Eukaryota, Fungi, Ascomycota, Eurotiomycetes, Onygenales, Arthrodermataceae. The transcript is spliced from 3 exons. The record is from RefSeq and is a predicted model, not a curated record. Bases 1 to 615 code for a protein of 204 amino acids.
AUGAAACAGGCUACCAUAAACGUGGACGGAAGCUAUAUAUCAAGCACAUCCGGAUGGAUGGCAAGUGAAGACACCGCGGGAGACACGCACAAGGAGGUUGACGGUGCUGAGACCGCUGCACAUGGCGUAUGCAGCGAGGACGAGGGCGCUGAAAACCGUUGGGCAGAUUGUCGCGUAGUCCACGAUCGACCACGCAAGCAGAGGAUUCUCCCAGGCCAGGAACAGGAGGUCGUUGUCGGCAUCGACAGGGUGUUCGAUGCCAUGGACGAUGGUAGAGAUAACUACCAUCAUGACCGGCAGGGACAAGAGGCAUGGGACCAACAUCUUGUAUGGCGUUACUGUUUGGUGAUACUGGCGAGUAUUAGCGGCGGAAGAAGUCGUUUUGCUUGGGUGAGCGAGUCGUUGAGAGAGCGGGACUACGGCAAAGAAGAACGAAAGAGAAAGAUUCGAACUUCUUUCUUCUCAGAGUCUUCGUUGUUCUCUGGCUGUUCGAACGAGGCACUGCGACCUCGCGUCUUUGAUAGAGGGAGGGAGUGGGCCAGGUUGGAACAGGGGAUAUGUUGGCGAAUAUCCGGCUGUUGUCGAGAUCGAAGAGUCGAGGAACGGCGUCAGUGA